Molecule: messenger RNA, 5051 nt
Organism: Larimichthys crocea (large yellow croaker)
Lineage: Eukaryota; Metazoa; Chordata; Actinopteri; Sciaenidae
Gene: kcnt1a
Product: potassium sodium-activated channel subfamily T member 1a
Exons: 31
Coding region: 258-4100 (1280 amino acids)
Biological process (GO): potassium ion transmembrane transport
Cellular component (GO): plasma membrane
Molecular function (GO): outward rectifier potassium channel activity; intracellular sodium-activated potassium channel activity
Source: RefSeq, a predicted model, not a curated record
GCAGACCUGUCUGUCCUCUGCAUCUCACACAAGAUUUCCCCUCCUCACACCAGGCUGCUGUUUUUCUUUUUAUUUUUCUUUUGCAUCUCUCAGUUUGUCUAUUUCAAGAGUUCAUUCGCCAGUUUUUACUUCUUCUUUUUUUUCUGGCAGCUUCUUAUCUCUUUCCAAAAUGCACCUGAAUAGGUGAGGUGGUCCAUCCACACAGGGAGGAGCGCAUCUUUCUCUCCGGGUGUCUUUUUGGGGCAGAUCACCCUCCGAUGCAAUUAACCCAGGAAGACGACUGUGUCAAGGGGGACUCAACGCCGACCACCGCAGCUCUCCAAUCCGACGGCAGCGCCGGAUCUCCGGCCAAAAUGUGCAGUGAAUGUUACGUGAAUCAGACGUUUGUGCACGACGAUGGGACCGUGAACGACCACAAGCCACGCUCCUCUCCAGCGCCACUCCCGACCAACAUCAGCAGCAGCGGGGUUAUCCUAGACAUCUCCACUCUUAAGAUGGAGCAGCAGGAGAGCGAGGUGCCUCCGCUGCCGCCCCGCUUCCGCUUCAGAGACCUGUUGCUCGGGGACCAGAGCUUCCAGAAUGAUGACAGGGUCCAGGUCGAGUUUUAUGUGAAUGAAAACACCUUCAAGGAGCGUCUGAAACUGUUCUUCAUCAAAAACCAAAGAUCAAGUCUGAGGAUUCGUGUGUUCAACUUCUCCUUGAAGCUGCUCACCUGUCUGCUUUACAUCAUCCGAGUGGCAACAGAGAAUCAGGGCGCCAGCGCCAAUCACGGCACGGGACAGCAAAACAUUCCCAGUGGCAACAACAAAUGUGUCGACUGUCAGUGGAACGGAUCAGUGCAGGACAGAGAAAUUAACUGGGAGUUGAUCUUCUGGGUGGAUAGAAAGGUUCCUGUUUGGGCCAUUCAAGUGAUUGUAGCCAUCAUUAGUUUCCUGGAGACUAUGCUGCUGAUGUAUCUGAGCUACAAGGGGAACAUUUGGGAGCAGAUAUUCCAGGUUUCUUUUCUUCUGGAGAUGAUCAACACAGUUCCCUUCAUCAUUACGAUCUUCUGGCCUUCGAUAAGGAACAUCUUCAUUCCUGUGUUUCUGAACUGCUGGCUGGCCAAGUGUGCUUUGGAGAACAUGAUCAACGAUGUCCACAGAGCAAUCCAGAGGACCAACUCAGCCAUGUUCAACCAGGUCCUCAUCCUCAUCUGCACCCUGCUCUGUCUGGUCUUCACUGGCACAUGUGGAAUCCAGCACCUGGAGCGAGCAGGGAAAAACCUCUCCCUCUUCAAUUCCUUCUACUUCUGCAUCGUCACCUUCUCCACCGUUGGCUUCGGAGACGUCACUCCCCGCAUAUGGCCCUCUCAGCUUCUGGUGGUCAUCAUGAUCUGUGUGGCUUUGGUGGUGCUGCCUCUGCAGUUUGAGGAGCUGAUGUACCUGUGGAUGGAGAGACAGAAGUCUGGAGGGAAUUACAGCCGCCACAGAGCGCAGACGGAGAAACAUGUGGUGCUUUGUGUCAGCGCACUAAAGAUAGACCUGCUCAUGGAUUUUCUCAAUGAAUUCUACGCCCAUCCAAGACUGCAGGACUACUAUGUGGUGAUCCUGUGCCCAAGUGAAAUGGACCUCCAGGUGCGCAGAGUGCUGCAGAUCCCUCUGUGGUCUCAAAGGGUGAUCUAUCUGCAAGGAUCUGUUCUCAAAGACCAGGACCUGCUAAGAGCAAAGAUGGAUGACGCUGAGGCUUGUUUCAUUUUAAGCAGCCGUAACGAGGUGGAUCGCAUGGCCGCGGACCAUCAGACCAUCCUGAGAGCCUGGGCGGUGAAGGACUUUGCUCCAAAUUGCCCUCUUUAUGUCCAGAUACUCAAACCCGAAAAUAAGUUCCAUGUCAAAUUUGCAGAUCAUGUUGUGUGUGAGGAGGAGUUCAAGUACGCCAUGUUGGCUCUCAACUGUGUGUGUCCAGCCACCUCCACUUUGGUCACGCUCCUAGUGCACACCUCCCGCGGACGAGAAGGACAACAGUCUCCAGAGCAGUGGCAGAGGAUGUACGGAUGUUGCUCCGGCAACGAGGUCUACCACAUCCGACUGUGUGACAGCAAGUUCUUUGGAGAGUAUAACGGCAAAAGCUUCACAUACGCUUCCUUUCAUGCUCACAAGAAGUACGGCGUUUGUCUGAUUGGUAUAAAGAGGGAAGACAACAAGAGCAUUCUGCUGAACCCCGGUCCACGUCACAUCAUGGCUGCCUCAGACACCUGCUACUACAUCAACAUCACCAAGGAGGAGAACUCGGCCUUCAUCUUCAACCAGGAGGAGAGGAAGGGUCGCACUGUCGGGGGAAUCUAUGACGGACCCUCACAGCUUCCUGUGCACAGCAUCAUUGCUAGCAUGGGCACCGUCGCCAUGGAUCUUCAGAACACGAGUCCACCCGACCCCUCAGGUGGUAAACUGGUCCCACCUACAGUGAAUGGAACAGGGGGCCGCCGGCCAAGCAUCGCUCCAGUUCAGGAGAUCGCUGACUCCUCCUCGAUCCUGCCGUGCGACCUCCUCAGUGACCAAUCGGAAGACGACUCCGUCUUCCCGGAUGAGAAAGGCCACUCAUCGACUGAGUAUGUGAAAGGUUAUCCCCCUAACUCUCCGUACAUUGGGAGCUCGCCCACCUUGUGCCAUCUGUUGGCUGAAAAAGCCCCGUUUUGCUGCCUACGACUCGACCAGGGUUGCAGGCACAACAGUUUUGAGGAUGCGAAGGCUUACGGCUUCAAGAACAAACUCAUCAUUGUGUCUGCUGAGACGGCAGGGAACGGUCUCUAUAACUUCAUCGUGCCUCUCAGAGCUUAUUACAGACCCAGGAAAGAACUCAACCCCAUUGUUUUACUGCUGGAUAACCCGCCGGAUAAUCACUUUCUGGAAGCCAUCUGCUGUUUCCCUAUGGUCUACUACAUGGCUGGGUCCAUAGACAAUCUGGACAGCCUGCUGCAGUGUGGUAUCAUCUACGCCGAUAAUCUGGUCGUUGUGGAUAAAGAGAGCACAAUGAGUGCCGAGGAGGACUACAUGGCCGACGCCAAGACGAUUGUCAACGUACAGACGAUGUUCAGGUUGUUUCCCAGCCUCAGUAUUAUCACGGAGCUUACUCAUCCAUCCAACAUGAGAUUCAUGCAGUUCAGGGCAAAGGACUGCUAUUCACUGGCCCUCUCCAAACUGGAGAAGAAAAGUGACAGAGCUUUAAAUGCUGAUCCUGGCUCUCCACAGAAAGAGCGCGAUAAAGGCUCCAACUUGGCCUUCAUGUUUCGCCUCCCUUUCGCUGCAGGCAGAGUGUUCAGCAUUAGCAUGCUGGACACCCUGCUGUAUCAGUCUUUCGUGAAGGACUACAUGAUCCUGAUUGCGAGACUCCUGCUGGGGCUGGACACCACUCCAGGAUCAGGAUACCUCUGUGCCAUGAAAGUAACCGAGGGAGAUCUGUGGAUUAGUACCUAUGGCAGACUGUUCCAGAAACUCUGCUCCUCCAGUGCAGAAAUUCCUAUCGGGAUCUAUCGGACAGAAUCCCACAUUUUCCCGACCUCUGAGUCACAGAUGUCAGUCAGUGUUGACGAUUGCGAGGACACCAAGGACAGGGCUGAUGACUCUCGGAGCAAUGACCAAUCAGAUCACCCCCUGCUGAGGAAGAAGAGCAUGCAGUGGGCACGGCGUCUGAGUAAGAAAAGCGUGAGGUGGCAGGGAGUGACCCGGGACUCGAGCAAGGACCACGCCCAGCGCAUCGCUCAGCAGCGCCUCAACCUCUACCGACGCUCUGAGAGGGAAGAGCUGUCCGAGCUGGUCCGCAACCGCAUGAGGCAUCUGGGCCUCCCCACCUCUGGAUAUGAAGAUCUAACCAAUCUGACAGCCAGUGACGUCAUGAACAGAGUCAAUCUGGGAUACCUACAAGAUGAGCAGAACGAUCAUCAAAACACUCUGUCCUAUGUCCUGAUAAACCCCUCUCCUGACACCAGGCUGGAACUCAAUGAUAUCGUGUACUUGAUUCGUUCAGACCCUCUGGCUCACGUCCCGGAGGAGCCUCCAGUCAGCAGCAGCAGCCUGAAAGAGAGACGCGAGUCCAGCAUAGACGUCAAAGAGGACACCCAGCUCUGAUACCAUGCUGACCUCCGCUGGUACACUCCAUCGUAAUCACCUCCUUCAGCUGUCAGAGAGGAGGAGGAGGGAGGAGGGAGGAGGGAGAGGGGUCUGGAUGCAGGUCCAGUUUGAAAGAGGACAAUUUGUGCGACUAUGUUCCAGCACUGCAGUGUACAACUGUAUUAUAUGAGUGCCUACAGUUUGGCGGAUGACAUUUGACGUGCCAUCUGUGACAUUUUCAUCCUUUUGCCACAGACGUGUGUGUAGGAACAGUCUGUCUUCAUGUCUGCGAAAGCUCUCUCAGAUGAGCAGUCACAGAGGAGCAUGGUCGAUUAAUUUAGUUAACUGACGGGAUUUUUAAUCAGGUCGAUCACACGUGCAGUGUCAAGAUUUAAGGAUCACAGGACCACUCAUGAGUUUCAUUGUCGUUGACUUUUGGGUUGUGGCUCCCUCAGGAAAAAUGCAAGUUCACAUAUUUUGCGAUGCAGAGUUUGGUGACUCCGUCUUUUGACCUUUUGUGCACAUAUUCUAAAUUUGCCUGAGCCGUACACUUACUUCAUAUACCUGCAAAUACUACACAAAUCACAUACAAUCAAACAUAACAUUCAACACUACGUGACUUAUAUAAAAUACGUGCAUUAAAGCUUUCCUUUAAAGCUUAUUUUUUUGUAGCUGAACCAUAGAAGUAGUUAUUCAGUGGCGUAGAGGUCUUAAGUUAGUAAGUUAUGUACAAACAAUGAUGGUUACUUAUAUGUUCGCUGUCGUACAUUUCUUAGUUUGGAUGGAGGAUUUGAUAUGUACUAUAUUAGUAAGGAAUUUGCUUAUUAGUUCAUUUACAUUUGUGGCUGUUUGGUCAAAGUAUUUCUAAAAUGCUACAUCAUGUACACAGGAAUUUUUGACUUCAUACAUAUUUAAAUGUUGGAAAUAUUUGUACUUUCAUUUUAUUUCAACUUGCACAUUAAAGUGCUA